CACAAAACCAGAAAACGAGUAUCUUAUAAAUAGUGCGCAUUGUUUGGCACACACAUAUACACACACUCCAAUACAACAACAACCAAGAGCGUGCUGUUGUCCAAAAAGUCUGAGCUGCGGCCAUCAACAAGCGGCUCGCACUUCAAAACUUGGCGUAGGUCAGCACCGAGCCACGAAUAAAUAAAUAAAUAAACCAAAAUAUGCCCCAAACUUUGGGCUGAUUGAACCCGAACUUGAGGCGCAAUCAACGGACCCACAACUGCACACAUAACGGCACACAAAUUGGCCAAUGGGCGUUACAUUUUUGCCGGCUACUCCCCCCACAUUUCUCUGAACAGUGCGGAACUUCAUUUCUGGCCCCUUUCUGCUCGCUCGAAUCGGAAUCGAAUCGAAUCGAGAAAAUGGUGCAGUGGUCGCUUAUCAUUGGCGCUCUGGGCGCCCUCGUUGCCGUCCUUGGCGCCUAUUGUGGCUGGUUUCUAUUCCCCACCAUGGUGCACAAAAAGGUUGAACAGAGUGUUAUCAUUGCGGAUGGCUCAGAGCAAUACAAACGCUUCGUCAAUCUACCCCAACCACUCGUUUUUAAGGUUUUCAUUUUCAAUGUAACGAACCCGGACAUGGUACAACGAGGUGCCAUACCCAUAGUCAAGGAAAUCGGUCCGUAUGUCUACAAACAAUAUCGCCGCAAGAAAGUCAAGCACUUCUCGCGUGACGGAUCGAAGAUCUCCUAUGUCCAGAAUGUGCAUUUCGACUUCGAUGCAGAUGCCUCGGCACCCUACACACAAAACGACCGGAUUGUGGCGCUCAACAUGCACAUGAACGCAUUUUUACAAGUAUUCGAAAGAGAAAUCACAGAUAUCUUUCAGGGUUUUGCAAAUAGAUUGAACUCGCGGCUGAAUCGCACGCCCGGCGUACGCAUUUUAAAGCGUUUGAUGGAGCGCAUUCGAGGGAAACCGCCUUUUAGCUGGGCUUACGGCAUCUUUGUCAACAUUAUUGAAGAUGUCAAAUCCGUAUUGCAAAUAUCCGAGAACGAUCCCGGCCUGGCGCUUCUGCUGGUGCAUCUGAAUGCCAAUCUGAAGGCCGUCUUCAACGAUCCCCGCUCCAUGUUCGUGCACACAUCGGUGCGUGAGUAUCUGUUCGAUGGCGUGCGGUUCUGCAUCAAUCCACAGGGCAUUGCCAAGGCCAUCUGCAAUCAGAUCAAGGAGAGCGGCUCGAAGACGAUACGCGAGCUCAGCGAUGGCAGUUUGGCAUUCUCUUUCUUCAGUCACAAAAACGGCACCGGCCGCGAGGUCUAUGAGGUUCACACGGGCAAGGGAGAUGCCAUGAAGGUGCUGGAGAUACAGAAGCUAGACGAUUCCCACAAUUUGCAAGUGUGGCUCAACACGAGUGCCGAGGGCGAUACCUCGGUCUGCAAUCAGAUCAAUGGAACAGACGCCUCCUCCUACCCACCAUUUCGACAGAGGGGCGACUCCAUGUAUAUUUUCAGCGCUGAUAUUUGUCGUUCGGUGCAGCUGUUCUAUCAGUCGGACAUACAGUACCAGGGUAUUCCGGGCUUCAGGUACUCCAUAGGUGAGAACUUCAUCAAUGAUAUAGGACCGGAGCAUGACAACGAAUGCUUUUGCGUCGACAAGCUGACGAAUGUGAUCAAACGCAAGAAUGGCUGUCUAUAUGCCGGCGCCUUGGACCUGACCAACUGCUUGGACGCGCCCGUCAUUCUGACGCUGCCGCACAUGCUUGGCGCCUCCAACGAGUACACGAAAAUGAUUCGCGGACUCAAGCCCGACGCCAAGAAGCAUCAGACCUUUGUGGACGUGCAGUCGUUGACGGGCACUCCACUGCAGGGAGGCAAGCGGGUGCAGUUCAACAUGUUCCUCAAGAGCAUCAAUCGCAUAACCAUAACCGAGAAUCUGACGACGGUGCUGAUGCCCGCCAUCUGGGUGGAGGAGGGCAUUGAACUGAACAAUGAGAUGGUGGCCUUCUUCAAGAAGAAGCUCCUCAACACACUCAAGACCCUGGACAUUGUGCAUUGGGCGGCGCUGUGCGGUGGAGUGGGCGUGGCAGCCGUUUGCCUGCUCUACUUUGCGAUGCAACGCAGUCGACCGCAGGAAGCGCCCGUCAAGUAGAGAGUUCCUGAAGGCUCCUGAAUUUCUAAUCUAUUACCUGCUUACUCGUAUUGUUAUUAUUAAUAUAAAUGUAUAUUAUAUUAUGCUUAUGUGUGUAUAUUGAAGUAUGUAACUUGGUUCUAAAACGUCUCAGUGUCUCUCUCA
Messenger RNA from Scaptodrosophila lebanonensis, 2264 nucleotides. It is a transcript of the gene Snmp2, whose product is annotated as sensory neuron membrane protein 2. The record is from RefSeq and is a predicted model, not a curated record. Gene Ontology annotation, cellular component: cytoplasm; membrane. The transcript has 10 exons. Gene Ontology annotation, molecular function: scavenger receptor activity. The coding region runs from base 402 to 2120 and encodes 572 amino acids. Lineage: Eukaryota; Metazoa; Arthropoda; Insecta; Diptera; Drosophilidae.